AUGUCUAUCAUAACGCCAACGGGGCCUAUUUCGCCUCCUAUGGAGUCCACCGGUGACCGUCUCGCUACCCUUGAGCUUCAAGACGGCACUGCGGUGCAAGGUUACUCGUUUGGUGCGCAGAAGCCUGUUGCUGGUGAACUUGUGUUUCAAACCGGUAUGGUCGGAUAUCCUGAGUCCAUAACCGAUCCCUCGUAUGAAGGCCAGAUUCUGGUCAUCACGUUUCCCCUCGUCGGCAACUACGGUGUCCCCGACCGUGAGUUGCAAGACGAGUUAGUGACGUCCCUACCCAGAUACUUCGAGAGCUCUAGAAUUCACGUCGCUGGGCUGGUAGUCGCUCACUACACCGAAGAAUACUCGCAUUGGCUUGCCAAUUCCUCCUUGGCUACUUGGCUGCAGGAGCAAGGUAUUCCCGCCGUUUACGGUAUUGACACUAGGGCUUUGACCAAACAUCUGAGAGACAGUGGUUCCAUGUUGGGUAGGUUAGCACUUCAGAAGCCAGGCUCUGACUUCUUUCGUGCAACCUCCGUUGAAUGGGUAGACUGCUUUGAUGUUCCCGAAUGGUACGACCCCAACGUGCAGAAUCUCGUUGCCAAGGUCUCAACCAAAACUCCCCAAUUGUAUGCCCCUUCUUCCGAUCUUGACUCCUGCGAUUUGCAAACGGGACCUGACGGCAAAACCUUGAGAAUCUUGGCAAUCGACGUCGGUAUGAAGUAUAAUCAAAUUCGUUGCUUCGUUAAGCGAGGCGUUGAGUUGAUGGUUGUUCCUUGGGACUAUGACUUUAGCAGCGAGGAAUACGACGGUCUGUUCAUUUCAAACGGUCCCGGUGAUCCUGCUGUCCUUACUGAUCUAAAUGCCAAGCUUGCAAAGGUGCUAGAAGCCAAAAAGACACCAGUUUUCGGUAUUUGUUUGGGUCAUCAGCUUUUGGCCAGAGCUUCGGGAGCUUCUACUUUGAAGUUGAAAUUCGGUAACAGAGGCCACAAUAUUCCUUGUACUUCAACCAUCUCCGGAAGGUGUUACAUCACUUCUCAGAACCAUGGUUUUGCUGUCGAUGUUGAGACCUUAACUGCGGGUUGGAAGCCAUUAUUUGUGAAUGCUAACGAUGAAUCUAAUGAAGGUAUCUACCACUCUGAACUGCCUUACUUCUCCGUCCAAUUUCAUCCAGAAUCCACUCCGGGCCCAAGGGACACUGAAUUCCUAUUCGACGUUUUCAUCAAUGCUGUCAAAGACUUCAAACAUUCAGGUGAGUUAAGAGCUGUUGAAUUUCCUGGUGGAUUAAUUGCUGACAAUUUGGCGGCACACCCAAGAGUGGAGGCAAAGAAGGUUUUGGUGUUGGGUUCUGGUGGCUUGUCUAUUGGUCAGGCAGGUGAAUUUGAUUACUCGGGCUCCCAAGCUAUCAAAGCUUUGAAAGAAGAAGGGAUAUACACUAUUUUGAUCAAUCCAAACAUUGCCACUAUCCAAACGUCCAAAGGCUUAGCUGAUAAGGUGUACUUCUUGCCUGUCACCGCGGAGUUUGUGCGCAAAGUUAUCAUGCAUGAAAGACCCGAUGCGAUUUACGUUACAUUUGGUGGUCAAACAGCUCUUUCAGUGGGUAUUGAGAUGAAGGACGAAUUUGAGGCCUUGGGUGUCAAGGUCUUGGGUACUCCAAUCGACACCGUCAUCACCACAGAGGACCGUGAACUAUUUGCCAAUGCUAUGGACGAAAUCAAUGAGAAGUGCGCCACGUCGAAGGCAGCACUAACUGUUGGAGAGGCUUUGGAUGCUGUCAAGGAGAUUGGUUUCCCUGUUAUUGUUCGUGCGGCUUAUGCUCUAGGUGGUCUAGGUUCAGGAUUUGCCAAUAACGAAAAAGAACUUGUAGACCUGUGCAAUGUGGCCUUUGCUUCUUCUCCCCAGGUUCUAGUUGAGAGAUCUAUGAAGGGCUGGAAAGAAGUUGAAUAUGAAGUUGUGAGAGAUGCAUUCGACAACUGUAUUACCGUCUGUAACAUGGAAAAUUUCGAUCCGUUGGGAAUUCACACAGGUGAUUCCAUUGUUGUUGCUCCAUCCCAAACUUUGUCAGAUGAAGACUACAACAUGUUGAGAACCACCGCGGUAAAUGUUAUCAGACAUUUAGGUGUUGUUGGUGAAUGUAACAUCCAAUACGCUCUAAACCCCUUCAGCAAGGAAUAUUGCAUUAUCGAAGUCAACGCGCGGUUGUCGCGCUCUUCUGCUCUUGCUUCUAAAGCCACCGGCUAUCCAUUGGCUUAUACGGCUGCAAAGUUAGGUCUAAAUAUUCCUCUCAAUGAGGUCAAGAACUCCGUCACGCAGUCCACAUGCGCUUGUUUUGAACCUUCAUUGGAUUACUGUGUGGUUAAAAUGCCUAGGUGGGAUUUGAAGAAAUUUCACAGAGUUUCCACUGCUUUGUCCUCAUCCAUGAAAUCUGUAGGUGAAGUGAUGAGUAUCGGCAGAACCUUUGAGGAGGCCAUUCAAAAAGCUAUCAGGUCUACAGAAUACGUUAAUUUGGGAUUUAACGAAACUGAUUUAGAUGCCGACAUCGACUACGAAUUAUCGCAUCCAACAGACGAGCGUAUAUUCGCCGUUGCUAAUGCCUUCAGUAAAUUGAACUAUUCUGUUGAAAAGGUUUGGGAACUAAGUAACAUCGACAAAUGGUUUUUGACAAAACUUUACAACUUAAUCAAGUUUUCCAAAAGAAUUGAAAGCUACGGCAGGAUCGAAGAACUACCUCCCUUGGUGUUGAAGCAGGCCAAACAAUUGGGUUUUGAUGAUAGACAGAUUGCUAAAUUCGUCAACUCGAAUGAGGUUGCCGUUAGGCGCUUGAGGAAGGAGUUCAAUAUUACUCCGUUUGUUAAGCAAAUUGAUACGGUAGCAGCUGAAUUCCCAGCGCAUACCAAUUAUCUGUAUAUGACUUACAAUGCAGCCGCGCAUGACUUGUCUUUCAAAGACCAAGGUGUUAUGGUAUUGGGAUCCGGUGUUUAUCGUAUUGGCUCUUCCGUUGAAUUCGAUUGGUGUGCAGUCACUGCUGUCCGUACCUUACGAAAAAAUAACAUCAAGUCCAUCAUGGUUAAUUACAAUCCUGAGACUGUUUCAACAGACUAUGAUGAAGCCGAUCGGCUGUACUUUGAGACAAUCUGUUUAGAGAGAGUUCUCGACAUUUAUGAAAUUGAGAGUUCAAGUGGUGUAGUAGUAUCCAUGGGUGGGCAGACGUCCAAUAAUAUUGCCAUGUCUCUACAUCGUGAGAACGUUAAAAUUUUGGGUACUACCCCAGAAAUGAUCGACGCUGCUGAAAAUCGUUACAAGUUCUCCCGUAUGUUGGAUCAAAUUGAAGUUGAUCAACCUGCAUGGAAGGAGUUGACGUCAUUUGAGGAAGCCGAAGCCUUUGCCGAGGCUGUAAGCUAUCCUGUCUUGGUUCGUCCUUCCUACGUUCUAUCUGGUGCUGCCAUGAACACAGUAUACUCCAAAGACGACCUCGCUUCCUACUUGAAUCAAGCCGUUGAAGUUUCCCGCGAUUACCCUGUUGUCAUAACUAAGUACAUCGAAAACGCAAAGGAAAUCGAAAUGGAUGCAGUUGCGAAAGACGGAGAGCUAGUCAUGCACGUUGUGUCCGAACAUGUUGAGAAUGCUGGUGUGCAUUCUGGUGAUGCCACUCUAAUUGUUCCUCCACAGGACCUAGACCCUGAAACCGUCAACAGAAUUGUGGUCGCUACUGCCAAAAUUGGUAAAGCUUUGAAAAUCACUGGCCCUUUCAACAUUCAAUUCAUUGCCAAAAACAAUGAUAUUAAGGUAAUUGAGUGUAAUGUUCGCGCUUCGCGUUCCUUCCCCUUUAUCUCAAAGGUAGUCAAUGUUAACUUGAUUGAAAUGGCCACAAGAGCAAUCGUGGGUCUACCAGUCACUCCUUAUCCAACCGGUAAAUUACCAGAUGACUAUGUUGCAGUCAAAGUUCCACAGUUCUCUUUUCCAAGAUUGGCUGGAGCUGACCCUGUUUUGGGUGUGGAGAUGGCUUCUACCGGUGAAGUUGCAUCCUUCGGUCAUUCGAAAUAUGAGGCCUAUAUGAAGUCUCUUCUAUCGACUGGGUUCAAAAUGCCUAAGAGAAAUGUUCUACUCUCAAUUGGCUCUUACAAAGAAAAGCAGGAAAUGCUAUCAUCUGUUAAGAAGCUAUACAGCAUGGGAUACAAACUCUUUGCUACAGCAGGUACUGCUGAUUUCAUCUCUGAACACGGCAUUCCGGUUCAAUACUUGGAAGUGCUUAACGAUAGUGACAGUGAAAAGUCCGAGUACUCUUUGACUCAACAUUUGGCUAAUAACAAAAUUGAUUUGUACAUCAAUUUACCAUCUGCCAACCGAUUCCGUCGGCCAGCUUCCUAUGUAUCGAAGGGUUACCAGACCCGUCGUAUGGCGGUAGACUACUCUGUCCCAUUAGUCACGAACGUCAAAUGUGCCAAACUCUUGAUUGAAGCCUUAUCAAGAGACCUGAAGUUGGACGUUAGUGAGAGAGAUGCCCAAACUUCUCAUAGAACAGUUACCAUUCCUGGUCUAAUCAAUAUUUCAGCCUACAUGCCAAAUAUUUCAAAUGUUGUCCAAGGACCAGAUGAAAUGAAGGAAAUAACGCGGUUGUCUGCUGAAUCAGGCUUCACCUAUUCUCAGAUCAUGCCCAAAUCUACCAAAGGGCCGGUUAUCACUAAUGAACAGUCUCUGAAGGUUGCGACUUCCGUUGUUCAAGACUCGGCAUAUACCGACUUUGGCUUCACGGUAGCUGCUACUGCACACAACGUCAGUGAAGUGGCAGUCUGCGCGAAUGAAGCCAAUGCACUAUUUCUGCCACAUCGUGAACUUACUGGCAAAGUUUCAAUUGUUGCUGAGCAUUUGAAAAAUUGGCCGGUGGAAAAGCAGAUAAUAGCGGAGGCGAAGACUUCCGACCUUGCUUCCGUCAUUCUUCUUGCGUCCCUACAGAACCGGCCAAUCCACAUCACGGGUGUGUCCAACAGAGAUGACCUAUCUUUGAUUAUCACAGUGAAGGAAAAGCAAGACAAGGUUACCUGCGAUGUAAAUAUUCAUUCAUUAUUUGUCAGUCAAACAGAUUAUCCAGAGGCGCCAUUCCUUCCAACAGCCGAGGACCAAGAAUUUUUCUGGCGCAACUUGGAUUCUAUCGAUGCCUUCUCUAUUGGCGCUCUUCCAACACUAUUGGCUCAAAUUACUGGAAAUGAGGUUGUGACUGGUAUUGGUAUCAAGGAAGCUUUGCCCUUGUUACUCUCCGCUGUCAACAAUGGAAAAUUGACAAUUGAUGAUAUUGUAGAGCGUUUACACGAUAAUCCAGCGAGGAUUUUCAACAUUCCUGCCCAAAAUAGUGUGGUUGAACUAGACUUGGACUUUGCUUUCAGGCACAAGAAGAGAUGGUCUCCCUACACUAAAGGAGGCUUGACGGGAGGCGUUGAACGUGUUCUGCUGAACGAAGAAACCAUUGUCUUGAGCGGAGACUUAGUUGCCGCUGAAGCUCAGGGGAAGCCUAUUAUCAACUCGGCCGCCAAGUUGACGACCCCUCUACCUCCUCUUGCUUCUGAGAUAAAUCAGUUUGCCGGCAGAAAGAGAUUCUCGUUCUCAAAUGAGAAACGUUCUUCGUUUGCCAGCAUUGAUGAAGAUGAAGAAGCUUUGUUAGAUCAGCCUUUGGAACAAAGACUGAUGUCUUCCAGGCCGCCAAAGGAACUUGCUGCUCCUGGUGCCAUCCAAAGCUUGAUCAGAGGCAACAAUCCAUUUUUGCGCAGAAACAUCCUUUCUGUCAACCAGUUCAAGCGUUCUGACUUCCAUGCAUUGUUUGCUGUUGCUCAAGAAUUAAGAUCAGGUGUCGAAAGGGAAGGUAUCUUAGAUAUCAUGAAAGGUCGUCUCUUAACAACCAUCUUUUAUGAACCUUCCACUCGUACUUCAUCUUCUUUCAUCGCAGCCAUGGAACGUUUGGGUGGUAGAACCGUCAACAUUAAUACCACUUCGUCCUCCGUAAAAAAGGGCGAAACUCUGCAAGACACGAUCAGAACUCUGGCUUGUUAUUCAGAUGCUAUUGUUCUGCGUCAUCCUGAUGAAAUGUCAGCCCACACGGCCGCCAAGUACUCUCCAGUACCAAUCUUAAACGGUGGAAAUGGAUCUCGUGAGCACCCAACUCAAGCCUUCCUAGACUUGUUCACUAUUCGCGAAGAGCUUGGUACCGUAAACGGUAUCACCGUUACAUUCAUGGGCGACCUAAGAUAUGGGAGACCAGUUCAUUCUCUGUGUCGCCUGUUAAAACAUUACCAGGUAAGGAUCAAUUUGGUCUCUCCUACGGAACUCAGACUACCAACGGCUUUGCGCACAGAGCUAGCAAAUGCUGGUAUGCUCGGCGUUGAAAGCGAGGUAUUGACUCCUGAGAUUAUAUCGAGAUCUGACGUGCUAUAUUGUACUAGAGUUCAAAAGGAAAGGUUUGAAGAUCCUGAACAGUACGAGAGGCUCAAAGACGUUUACGUUGUCGAUAACAAAAUUUUAGCUCAUGCCAAAGACCACAUGGUUGUCAUGCAUCCAUUGCCCCGUGUAAACGAGAUUCGUGAGGAAGUUGACUAUGAUCACAGAGCCGCAUAUUUCAGGCAAAUGAGGUACGGCUUAUUUGUUAGAAUGGCCCUUCUGGCCAUGGUUAUGGGUGUAGACCUAUGA
Molecule: messenger RNA, 6663 nt
Organism: Lachancea dasiensis
Lineage: Eukaryota; Fungi; Ascomycota; Saccharomycetes; Saccharomycetales; Saccharomycetaceae
Source: the annotation of a GenBank genome assembly